Messenger RNA from Drosophila serrata, 1107 nucleotides. RefSeq lists its product as uncharacterized. Gene Ontology annotation, cellular component: plasma membrane. Lineage: Eukaryota; Metazoa; Arthropoda; Insecta; Diptera; Drosophilidae. Gene Ontology annotation, biological process: septate junction assembly. The record is from RefSeq and is a predicted model, not a curated record.
UACCCUGCGUACGCCGUGGCAUCAGCACGCACCGAAACCGAGUUCCAAUCCAAACCCAAAUCCAAAUCCAUAUCCGAUUUGAUACCAUAUAUAUAUUUCCCAUCGAAAGCGAAAUCUCAAAACUCAGCGCCAUGGAGUUCAACAAUCGUCUGCUGCUUAAAAUCAUUGAGUUGGCCAUUGCCAUUUGCUGUAUUGUGAUGUAUGAGGUGGUGGGAGCCUUAUCCUCUCGUCCCCUCAUCGUUUGUGGCACCAUUGGUGGCUUCACAAUCAUCUGUGGUGUUCUGCUGAUUGGCCAUGUGAUCAACUCGUUGGUGGAGAAGCGUCUAAAUGCUUUGAUCUCUCUGAUUGGCUGCGUGGCCUUUGUGGCCUCUGGAGCUUUGGUGAUUGAUGAGUGGCAUGAUGCCAUCCUGCAGAGUGACAGGAAGCGUAAUGCCAUUGCUGCAGGCUCCUUGAUGAUCAUCAAUGGAGCUGUCUUCCUACUGGAUACCCUUUCCAUUUGCCGAACGUAAAGAUUCUACUCAAAACCAGAACUUCAUCGUCAGCUAAAUGCGCUUUAAAUAUGUAUUUUUUUUUGGCAAAUCGAAUAACUCAUUAAGAGAGAAAAGAAGAAUCUAAUAUAUAUAUAUAUAUAGAGGUAUAUAUAUGUAAAUGGGGCAAUGGGAAAAUUAACUAUACAGGAGUCUUUAUUAAAACUGAAUAAGUAAGAGAGAUCUAUACAGUUUUUAUAAAGAUUUAUGAUCUUCUCUUAAAAUUGUCUAGUAACUUUCCUGUUGCCUUAUAUAUACUUUUAUAUAUACCUAAUUUUUUUUUAUAAACAUUCAUAUUUUUACAUGUGCCUAUGUAUAUGUUUUGUAUGUGUAGCACUUAAGCUAAUCUCAGAUUUAUGCACGCCGCAAAAGAUUCCUAUCGAAGGGAGCUGAAGAACCUCAGAUUAUUAUAUUUACAGGAAUCCAUUAAAUAUAUAUACAUAUAUAUCUGUAUAUGCGCACACAUCUACAUGCAUCUCUUUGUUGGCUAUAUCUGUACCUGUAUCUGUAUCUGUAUCUGUAUCUGUAUCUGUAUCUGUGGUUAUUAUAUGCUAAGCAUCUUGGCCCAUGUCUUACAUCA